Molecule: messenger RNA, 708 nt
Organism: Quercus lobata
Lineage: Eukaryota; Viridiplantae; Streptophyta; Magnoliopsida; Fagales; Fagaceae
Product: DNA polymerase zeta processivity subunit-like
Exons: 6
Coding region: 1-618 (205 amino acids)
Cellular component (GO): zeta DNA polymerase complex
Source: RefSeq, a predicted model, not a curated record
AUGGAUCGCAAAGAUAACCAAUCUCCUCAAGGUGAAACAGCUCGGAUUUUGGUUGAAUUCUUGGUAGGGGCGAUCACUUCUAUUGUUUUCCUCAAAGGGGCUUACCCUUCUGGUGCAUUUGAGAGGAGGAGGAGGUAUAUGAAUUUGAUGGUUCAGAGGGCUCGCCACCCUCGGCUCAGAGAUUACAUACAUUCUGUUGUCUUUGGUCUUCUUCCUAUUAUCCAAAAGGGAAUGGUGGAGAGAGCAGCAGUUAUUUUUUUCAACACUGACGGAAUCCCAGUGGAGCGUUUUGUUUUCAAGCUUGCAGUGAAUCUGUCAUAUGGCUCAAAGGUUGAAGAAGCUGACCUGGAGUUCCCUCUUAGAUCAUUCUUAAUCAAGCUUUCGGUCUCAGAAUCUCUUACUAAGGUUCUUCCCCGCAACUACAGGUGGGAGAUAACUGCUUACUUUCGAUCCCUUCCAGAAGCUAGUGCAAACAAGGAUGUAGAGCAGUGGAUCCCAACGGACACAAGGCAGUGGGGGCAACCUCCCCUCCUGACCCCUAUUAAGUCAAUGAGUAGCGAACCUCUCUGUGUACAGUUAUAUAUAGAACAUCCAAGUUUAUCUGAACCAAAGCCUUAAAAUGGGGAAGUAUAACAACACUGUAUAUAUGCGUAUAUGUACCUUUAGGCAGUUAUGAUGCUUGACAUAGAAGUGGAAGCUGAAGGAGAG